Aricia agestis (brown argus) is the source of this 635-nucleotide messenger RNA. RefSeq names its product general odorant-binding protein 1-like. Lineage: Eukaryota; Metazoa; Arthropoda; Insecta; Lepidoptera; Lycaenidae. The record is from RefSeq and is a predicted model, not a curated record. Gene Ontology annotation, biological process: sensory perception of smell. Gene Ontology annotation, molecular function: odorant binding. The transcript has 4 exons. The coding region runs from base 1 to 498 and encodes 165 amino acids.
AUGGGUCUGCGCGUGGUGUACCUCGUGGUGAUGGCGGCUGUUCUGGUGGUGGUCACACCCACGCAGGAGGUGAUGAAGAAGCUCACUAUCGGCUUCGGGAGAGCUCUGAGCGAGUGUCGGUCUGAGCUGAACAUGGGCGACCACAUAAUGCAGGACUUCACCAACUACUGGAAGGAGGACUACCAGCUGCUGAACCGCGAGUUCGGCUGCAUGGUGCUGUGCAUGGCGUCCAAACACAACCUGCUGACCGAGGACGGCCUGCAUCACGACAACGCGCACGAGUUCGCCAAGAAACAUGGCGCUGACGACGACACAGCUAAACAGCUAGUGACCAUGCUACACGAAUGCGACAAGAACCCCAACGCGCCCUCCGAUGACGACUGCAUGCGCGCCCUGGAGGUCUCCAAGUGCUUCAAGACCAAGAUCCACGAGCUGAAGUGGGCGCCCAGCAUGGAGGAGAUCAUCGAAGAGAUUAUGACUGAUGUAAAACCAGAAUAAGAAUUCCAAUCAGAAGGAAUAUGACCAAGUGACCGAUGACCAUCGCUACGCCUCCUGGUCAGAUUAAAGUCUCCAGUCGUCAGUUCUCGUCAGCUCAGUCUACAGGGUGUGGUUAUUGUAAUAAAUGCAACAAUAUU